Mollisia scopiformis is the source of this 495-nucleotide messenger RNA. Its product is annotated as RNA-binding domain-containing protein. The transcript has 7 exons. The coding region runs from base 1 to 495 and encodes 164 amino acids. NCBI's taxonomy places the organism in Eukaryota, Fungi, Ascomycota, Leotiomycetes, Helotiales, Mollisiaceae. The record is from RefSeq and is a predicted model, not a curated record. Gene Ontology annotation, molecular function: RNA binding.
AUGUCUAAGCUCUUCAUUGGUGGCCUCGCAUGGCAUACGGAUGAGAAGGCUCUUCGCGAUAAGUUCGAGGAGUUCGGCCAGGUUGAGGAGGCUGUCGUUGUUAAGGAUCGCGAUACUGGUCGCAGCCGUGGUUUCGGAUUCGUUCGCUAUACCAGUGAGCAAGAGGCCGAGGCUGCAAUCAAUUCCAUGAACAACAUCGAGUUCGACGGUCGUACCAUCAGAGUCGACAAGGCAAGCGAGCGUGGUGCUGGAGGUGGAGGCGGCGGUGGUGGAUUCGGUGGUGGACGCGGUGGUGGCGGAUAUGGAGGUGGCCGUGGGGGAGGAUACGGUGGUGGAGACCGUGGAGGAUAUGGUGGCCAACAAGGCGGCGGUGGUGGAUACGGAGGCGGAAAUGGCGGUUAUGGAGGCGGCGGUGAGGCAGGAUACUCCGGUGGUGGAGGUGGAUAUGGUGGCGGCGAUCAACAACAAGGUGGCGGCGGUGGUGGCCGUUGGUAA